This is a messenger RNA of Rana temporaria (common frog), 3873 nucleotides long. It is a transcript of the gene GLS, whose product is annotated as glutaminase. The record is from RefSeq and is a predicted model, not a curated record. Gene Ontology annotation, biological process: L-glutamine catabolic process. Gene Ontology annotation, molecular function: glutaminase activity; protein binding. Bases 264 to 2168 code for a protein of 634 amino acids. NCBI's taxonomy places the organism in Eukaryota, Metazoa, Chordata, Amphibia, Anura, Ranidae. The transcript is spliced from 18 exons.
CGCGCACGCAGCUUGGAUGGUUCUGACAGUGGCAGGCAGCAUCAUCCCCCGGCAGGAAGCAGAGCGCUACAUCGUGCUGAAACUUUACAGAGAGAAGAACCACCCCAGCCCGCUCCUCAUCCUUCUCCUGUCACACAGCCCACCAAUCCCGAGCCUGUCCGCGGACACAGCGACCAAUGAGAAGGCGCUAAGCACAGGCAGCAGGGAUUACUAGAGCGGUGUACGGGAGGCGGUCUGAGAUAUCACACUGGUGGUGAGUGACGAUGAUCCGUGCGGGUGGCUCGGCUCUGCUUAGGGAUUUUCUCCGGACAACCUCCAGGAGGCCUCUCGUCCUCAGCUCUGCCGCUCUCCGCACUACAGCCGGACCAUGUCCCUCCGGAGAAGACCGAGGAGGGAGCGGCGCCAACAGGCUCUGGCUGCCCGCUAUGAGGAGACUCCCUAGCCGCCCAUUCUGCUCCAAGUCUGGCGAGUCGGCCGAGUCUGGGGCGGAGAAGAAGGGCGCUCCGGAGCAAGCAGAGCCGGCCCAGGCUUCCAAGGAGGACAAGAAAAACAAGCAAGGACUCUUGCCAAGCCUGGAAGAUUUGCUCUUCUAUACAAUUGCUGAAGGUCAAGAAAAAAUCCCGGUUCAUAAAUUUAUUACUGCACUAAAGGCUACCGGGCUGCGCACAGCUGAUCCAAGGCUUAAAGAAUGUAUGGAUAUGCUAAGGCUGUCUCUUCAGACUACUUCUGAUGGUGUAAUGCUCGACAAGGAACUCUUCAAAAAGUGUGUACAAAGCAACAUUGUGCUGCUCACACAAGCAUUUCGAAGGAAAUUUGUCAUUCCAGAUUAUAUGUCCUUCACGUCACACAUUGAUGAACUCUUUGAAAACGCCAAAAAAUUGUCUGGUGGGAAGGUUGCAGAUUACAUUCCUCAACUGGCAAAAUUUAGCCCGGAUCUCUGGGGUGUUUCCAUUUGUACAGUGGAUGGUCAAAGGCAUUCAGUGGGAGAUACCAAAGUACCAUUCUGCCUACAAUCUUGUGUGAAGCCUCUGAAAUAUGCCAUUGCGGUGAAUGACCUAAGUACAGAAUACGUACACCGAUAUGUUGGGAAAGAACCCAGCGGAUUACGGUUUAACAAACUAUUUCUGAAUGAAGAUGAGAAACCACAUAAUCCAAUGGUGAAUGCUGGGGCUAUUGUGAUCACUUCUUUAAUAAAGCAAGGAGCAGGCAAUGCAGAAAAAUUUGACUACGUCAUGCAGUUUCUCAAUAAAAUGGCUGGCAAUGAAUAUGUUGGGUUUAGUAAUGCUACGUUCCAGUCUGAGCGAGAAAGUGGAGACAGAAAUUUUGCCAUUGGAUACUAUUUAAAAGAAAAAAAGUGUUUUCCAGAGCACACCGAUAUGGUCGGAAUCUUAGACUUUUAUUUCCAGUUGUGUUCCAUUGAAGUGACUUGUGAAUCUGCCAGUGUAAUGGCCGCAACCUUGGCUAAUGGUGGCUUCUGUCCAAUAACAGGAGAAAGGGUGCUAAGCCCAGAAGCAGUGAGGAACACCUUAAGCUUAAUGCACUCUUGUGGGAUGUAUGACUUCUCUGGGCAGUUUGCAUUUCACGUUGGCCUCCCUGCAAAAUCUGGAGUUGCUGGAGGGAUCCUUCUUGUGGUCCCCAAUGUUAUGGGCAUUAUGUGUUGGUCUCCUCCUCUGGACAAGUUGGGAAAUAGUGUCCGCGGGAUCCAGUUUUGUCAGGAUUUGGUAGGACUUUGCAAUUUUCAUAAUUAUGACAAUUUAAGGCACUUUGCAAAGAAACUCGACCCACGUAGAGAAGGAGGUGAUCAACGGGUAAAAUCUGUAAUAAAUCUUCUGUUUGCUGCAUAUACUGGAGAUGUUUCUGCCCUUCGAAGAUUUGCAUUGUCGGCAAUGGAUAUGGAGCAACGUGAUUAUGAUUCUCGCACAGCUUUGCAUGUAGCAGCAGCAGAAGGUCAUGUUGAAGUUGUGCGCUUUCUUCUAGAAGCUUGCAAGGUUAAUCCUUUUCCAAAAGACAGAUGGAAUAAUACUCCUAUGGAUGAAGCUAUGCACUUUGGACACCAUGAUGUUGUUACAAUCCUUCAAGAUUACCAAAACAAUUAUACACCUCUGGAGCAACCAGAUAGUGAAAAGGAAGAGCAGACUGUUCAAAAGAACCUGGAUGGGUUGCUAUAAGAUUUGAUCACAAAGAUGACAUAUUUGCACAUGUUGUAGAAUCCUAUAAAGUGUGUGUAUUUUUUAUCUUAUAGUGAUGUAUAUUUUAAAUGAAGACUAUCUUUCAGUGUUAUUUUCCUUGUUGGAUCCUCAGGAUGGAAUUUUAAAGAAAAGCAACAAAGGCAUAGCCUCUUUAUUAUCCCCUAGAGCUGCCAAGGAGAAGCUGCCUGAUUUAUUUCCUUGGCAUCAGUGGGUGACUUUAUGCUGCAUAAAUGUGCUUUCCUUUUACUGUGAGUUUUGUCAAGUGAUGUUUUAGAAGUAGUUGCUAACAAGUCCACAGAAAAAUAAGGUGAAAUGUAUACAGCCUUUUCGGCACAUACCUAGUCAAAAAUAUAUUCACAAUAGACUGUAAUAUCCAUUAGUGGAAGAAAGAAUCCUUUUUCUUGAUAAACCAGCUAAAGUUGGUAACAAUGUAACUUUUUUCCACUGAAGGGUCAUCUUACUGUGUUUUUGUUGAAAAUGUCUUAUUUAUCUUGUGAUGUCCUUUCAACAGACAUUGUAGUUUUAUGUGCGAUUAUCACAUGCAUUUUGUGAUUUCAGAGUAAGGUGUGUAACUGUUUCUUGUUUGAAGUGUAGUGUAUGGUGGUUUGUAUCAUUUCCAGGCUGUAUGGUAAAAAAAAGAAAAUCUGAAAGUGGCCGUUCCUAGUAAACUGCCAAGGGAAAAAUGUUAUCUUAGGCUGGGUUCGCAACUGCCGAUGGAUGCAGGCUCGCAGCAGAGGUCUGGUGCAUCCAUGUUCUCCGUAUCUGUGCCGAAUUUUUGCCUGAAUUCGGCCCUGAAACGCAGCCAAAGAUGACUAGGACUCCUGUGCAAGCCAGUCGCAGCGGAGAUAUGUGAACUGGCUCCAUAGAGGGCAAGUUGCAAACUCCUGUCAUGCGAAUUGGAUGCGGUAAAAGCCGCAUCUAAUUCGCACUAGUGUGAACCCAGCCUUAACAAAAUACGAAAUGUAAAAUACAGUUCAUUUAGCAUAAAACCAAAAUUCUAGUUUUCAGCAGCUGACUUGGAUUUUUAAGGUUUGGACUUUGGCACUGGGGAUGUCCUUUACAGCUAAAGCUGAUUAAUCAAACUGAAGAUUUCUGGAUACUGAUAACUGUAUUCAUUAAUUGUGCUCUAAGCUUUAUAUUGGUUUAAAGAACUAGAGUAAAUUAUUUAAUAACCAUUGGAAAUGUGGACAUGUGCUAGUGUGAGUUAGUAUUUAUUAAAGGGCAUUAUAUGGCUCCAAAGUGAAACCUUGAUGGUAAGCUAGUUGUUUAGAUGGAACAACCAACAAGUACCAUAUCCCUGGGAAUUAUUUCAAAAUGUCAAGUGCUGUGUUACUACAUAGCAUAUGCUGUAUAUAAAUUAUUGUUGCAAUAUUAUGUUUGUGUUGCUUUAUAAAUCUCCACCCAGCUGUACCUCUUACAAAAUUGUGUGCUCUUUUCUCACGGUUUCUCUGCAGAAAGAUAUGUGUAUUCUGUGAAUGUAGACUAUACUUGAUAGGAUGAAUUGCACACAAUUUUUUUACAGGAAAUUGUCCUUCAGCUUUUAGUGUUUCCUGUAACACUAAUCAGUAAGUUUGCACUAUUAAGUUGCUUAUGAACAAGUAUGCUGUAUCUUUAAAAUGCACUGUAAAUCCAUUUGAUAAGCAUUUUAGUUAUUUUUGUGGUAAAGACACUCCAUUGAAGCUUA